Messenger RNA from Suillus subaureus, 516 nucleotides. RefSeq lists its product as uncharacterized. The transcript is spliced from 4 exons. The record is from RefSeq and is a predicted model, not a curated record. The coding region runs from base 1 to 516 and encodes 171 amino acids. Lineage: Eukaryota; Fungi; Basidiomycota; Agaricomycetes; Boletales; Suillaceae.
AUGCCUUAUCUAUUUACUGGGUAUCCCUUGGAUGAUCUAUACCUAGGGCCAGAUGAUGACAUAGAAUAUGAUUCUCCAUCAUCUGGAUCACUGGAUGUCUUGGCUGCAAUACCUGCUGAUCAUCCAGGUUUUCUCAUCAAUCCAGACUUGUACCUUGGGCCUGAGGAUGAUAUCAUUGAUGUGGAUGAGUUGCUGGAUUCUGCUGAUCCUAAGAUUGAUGUUCCAGCUGCAUCAGAAGUGUCUAUGUCAUUGGAUGACACCUCUAAUGAACUUCAUUCAGAGCAGCCAGAGCUCACUAACGAAGAUUUAUGUUCAAUGGCCCAGGAGUUCCAACCAUUCAGGUCAUAUGAACACACUGGGUUGCAAUCCAUUCAAGAUCAACUUGGUGAUUACAAACACCGUACCAGUGAUCUUCCUGAUCCUUCCAUUCCACUGCUACUCAAGGCCAAGCGACUCUUCUGGAUGGCUUGGGCAGAAACUUCCAACAAACUCAGAAGAGCUGAUGUGGACCUCUAG